AUGGGAAACAUGUGUGGUGGAGGGGGUAUGACCCCCGACGAAGUGUCGGCCAAGCAGGCCUCCAAGAAGAUCGACAAAGAGCUCGAGAAGAGCCGGAACGAGGCACAGAAAGAAGUCAAGCUCCUCCUGCUUGGCGCGGGCGACUCCGGCAAGUCGACGGUGGCCAAGCAGAUGCAGAUCCUGCAUCUCGACGGUUUCAGCCACGAUGAGCUGAUGCAACAGAAGCCGCUCGUCUUCUUCAACAUCAUCGAUUCGUGCCAAAAGCUCCUCCGAGCCGCCAAGAACCUCGGCAUCGAGAUCGAACUCAGCGAGGAGGAUGUGGAAUAUAUCCUGGAUAUCGACUUGAUCGAAGACAUCACGAUACACGGCAAGACGGCCGAGGUGGCCAAGGCCCUCUGGGCCGACCCCGGGAUCCAGCAGACCUACGCCCGUUCCUCCGAGUUUCAGCUCAACGACACAGCCCAACAUUUCUUCGAGAGCAUUGAUCGAAUUGCGAGCCCGACCUAUCUGCCGGACAACAACGACAUGCUGCGCCUCAGGAAGAAGACCACCGGCGUGCUCGAGACCAAGUUCGAGACCAAGGGCCUCUUCUUUCAGCUGGUGGACGUGGGCGGGCAGAGGAAUGAGAGGAAGAAGUGGAUUCAUUGCUUUGAGAAGGUGACGGCCAUCGUGUUCGUCGUCUCGCUCAACGAGUUCGACCAAAAGUUGGAAGACGACGAGUCGAUGAAUAGGAUGCACGAGUCGCUGACCCUCUUCGGCGACAUCAUCAACAACAGAUGGUUCCAGAACACCUCCAUCAUCCUCUUCUUGAACAAGAAGGAUCUCUUUGCCGAAAAGAUCAAGAGGGUCGACCUCAGGUGUUGCUUUCCCGACUACAAGGGCGGGAAUGACUACGACAAGGCGACGGCGUACAUUGAAAAGCAAUUUUUGAAGAAGAACGGUGAGGUCAAGACGAGGUUCGUCUACACUCAUCUGACGUGCGCCACAGACACCAAGAACAUCGAGGUGGUCUUCAACUCGGUCGUCGACAUCUUCCUGUCCAAGCUUCUCAACCAGGUGGGCUUCUAA
Acanthamoeba castellanii str. Neff is the source of this 1068-nucleotide messenger RNA. Its product is annotated as guanine nucleotidebinding protein alpha-1 subunit. Gene Ontology annotation, biological process: adenylate cyclase-modulating G protein-coupled receptor signaling pathway. Lineage: Eukaryota; Discosea; Longamoebia; Acanthamoebidae. The transcript is spliced from 7 exons. The record is from RefSeq and is a predicted model, not a curated record. Gene Ontology annotation, cellular component: heterotrimeric G-protein complex. The coding region runs from base 1 to 1068 and encodes 355 amino acids. Gene Ontology annotation, molecular function: GTPase activity; G-protein beta/gamma-subunit complex binding; GTP binding.